UUUUCAAAAGUCAAAUAAGUUCAGUUAUAUACUCACUAACAUUUUGUUUUCACAUUUAUAGUUCACUUUUUCACACCUUUGUUUGUCUUAUUCUUAAAAGGUUUGUUAUGUUUUUUUUAUUGUCAUAAAUUGACUUAGAAGAUGAUUAUGAUUAUGUAUUGCAGAUUAUAGAUUAUCAGUGAUAUAGACUAGAAAAACAAUUAUGAGGUGUAGUAGCUGUUUUGGAACAUUGUUUAUAAAGAAGGAGAAACAACCUUCUAAUUAUAUUUUUAGUGAAAUUGAAGGCUAUUCUUUGGAUAAUCUUAAGCAUUUUUCUGAUAAGGAAUUGAGAUUGGCAACUGAUAAUUAUCAUUUAAGCAAUAAGAUUGGAAGAGGAGGUUUUGGUACUGUUUACAAGGGAACAUUAAAAAAUGGAAGAAAGAUAGCAGUGAAGCCUCUUUCUGUUGGAUCAAAGCAGGGAGUUAAAGAAUUUUUGACCGAAAUUACAACCUUAUCGAAUGUUAAACAUUCAAACCUUGUGGAAUUGGUUGGAUUCUGCAUUCAAGGACCGAAUCGUACCGUAGUUUACGAGUAUGUCGAAAAUGGCAACCUUCAUACCGCAUUACUCAGCAAGAAGAGUUCAAGCAUCAAACUAGAGUGGAGAAAAAGAUCUGCUAUUUGCGUCGGUACGGCAAAAGGUCUUGCGUAUCUUCAUGAAGAACUUGCACAACAUAUUGUACAUAGAGACAUCAAAGCUAGUAAUGUACUACUUGACAAAGAUUUUAAUCCCAAAAUUGGCGAUUUCGGUAUGGCCAAGUUAUUUCCAGAUGAUAUCACUCAUAUCAGCACGAGAAUCGCCGGAACAACUGGUUACUUAGCACCAGAAUAUGCAUUAGGUGGACAGUUAACCAAGAAGGCUGAUGUAUACAGCUUUGGAGUUCUUAUACUUGAAAUAAUUAGUGGCAAAAGCAGCUCAAAAACAAAUUGGGAUGGAUCACAUAAAUUCCUCUUAGAAUGGGCAUGGCAACUACAUGAAGAUGAGAAAUGGUUGGAUCUAGUAGACCAAGACAUGAAAGAAUAUCCUGAAAAAGAGGUAAUCAAGUACAUCAAGGUUGCUCUUUUCUGCACACAAGCAGCAGCAAAAAGAAGGCCAUUGAUGUCACAGGUUGUUGAUAUGCUCUCUAAGGAAAUUCAGCUCAAUGAGAAACAACUAACAUCACCAGGAUUUUUCAAUUAUGAUGUUGGAGAAUCCUCUCAAAAGAAAUCAAACCCUGAAUCUUUAGUUUAUCACACUAGUUCUACUCAAGAUAGUAUUACUCAGGUCACUCCUAGGUGAUGAUGAUGACUAUAUAGUUUUGUGUGAAUUGCAUAGUUGCAAAAUGAGAAGGAAAGAAAAUUAUUUUUUUAGAUUUUAGAAAUUUAUAGAUUUUAGACUAAGAUUUUGGAUUUGAGUCUUUUAAACUAGAUGAUGCAAAGAGAAUUUUGUUGUAUAUUGCUCGAAAAGUUCACUCAACUUUCAAAUUUGUCGAGGUUUAACAUGAUUUCAAGAUACCAACUUUCUUAGCAAGUUUCACAUGUUAUUACUUUUAUGAUUGAAAGAAAAGAUUAAAGAAUGUAAAAAAUACCGCUUGCUUUAGUGAUCCUCGAACUGGGCGCGUAGAAAAUCGCUUCAUCACUUGGAAUUCUCAAAAGUACUCGUGCACUAUCAUUAACUUAGAUGGAAGUUGUAAUGGCACUCCAAUUCGUUCGCACUUGCUUUUGUGGUACCUUGCGUACAUCCAAUGGGACUUGGCUAUGUGAUUUUUAUGUAUUCAUAACAAAUUCUUAAGAUAUCCUUCAUGCUUCUAGGGCAUCUACCAAGGCCUUAAUUUAGUCAAGGUUAUGUAUAUUACAGAAUCAGUUUGCCACUCUGACUCUUCCCUUGAUAUUAGUCUAAUUGAGAAUUCCUUGAAUAAGUUCCAUAAACAUGUGGUGUUGAUUCAAGAUAUUAAAGAUAUUAUUAUCCUAGAAAACACCCUGUUUAGAGUCAUCCACACUCCUAGAGAAGACAACCAAAGCGUCGAUUUCAUGGUAAAGCUCGGUACUGCUAAUAACAUCGAUCUUCUGAUUCACUCAUUUCCUUAAGAAAUUGAGUAACAUCCUUGCAGGAGAUGCGGCUAAGACUUCCUUCUUAAGAAUUCAAUUUGUCUUUUAUUCUCUCUUUUCUUUUUUAUUAGCCUUAUAAAAAAAUGUAAA
Molecule: messenger RNA, 2214 nt
Organism: Vicia villosa (hairy vetch)
Lineage: Eukaryota; Viridiplantae; Streptophyta; Magnoliopsida; Fabales; Fabaceae
Product: putative serine/threonine-protein kinase
Exons: 6
Coding region: 203-1315 (370 amino acids)
Biological process (GO): protein phosphorylation
Molecular function (GO): ATP binding; protein kinase activity
Source: RefSeq, a predicted model, not a curated record